Messenger RNA from Lotus japonicus, 796 nucleotides. Its product is annotated as zinc finger protein 8-like. Gene Ontology annotation, cellular component: nucleus. Gene Ontology annotation, biological process: gibberellic acid mediated signaling pathway; trichome morphogenesis; trichome differentiation. Bases 6 to 518 code for a protein of 170 amino acids. Gene Ontology annotation, molecular function: transcription cis-regulatory region binding; DNA-binding transcription factor activity. Lineage: Eukaryota; Viridiplantae; Streptophyta; Magnoliopsida; Fabales; Fabaceae. The record is from RefSeq and is a predicted model, not a curated record. The transcript has a single exon.
ACCCUAUGCACAACACCAAGGAGAAAGCCUCCUCCUCCUCAAAAACACUGACGCUAUUCCCCUUAACUCCUGCUCAGGCCCAAGCUCCUUGUGUGAACAAGCAGAAGCAGAGCAUCAAAUGCCGCUUCUGCGGCCGCGAAUUCUCCAAUUCUCAAGCGCUUGGUGGCCAUCAAAAUGCUCACAAGAGAGAUCGUCAAAGAGCACACCACUUUCUUCCCAUUCUCAUCCCUCAUCAUCAACGGUUCAUACCUACAGCAGCUUCCCCUAAUCAUAUCAUGGCGGUUGCACAUGGGCUUGUUCCUCCUCGUGGAUCACCAGCAGCUUCUCAUGAACCGCCAGUAUGUGGUGCAUGGGUCGCACAACCAGCUUUUGCCUAUGUGAUCCCUGAUGAUGAGGGGCCACCUUUUGUAACAAGACCAAAUGGGGCAGGCACGUCAAGAACUACUGGGCCUUUCACACAACAAGUACAGAACCUUGAUGGUGAUGUUGAUCUUAACUUGAGUCUAGCUAGUAGCUAGUGCCUUGCUCUCUCAUAAUUCUAUGGAUAAGGAAUUGAGUGAAUGAAUUGAAAAUUAAUUAUUUUAGCAUGUUUGAAUCAACUUCUCUAUAUUUACUGUUGAUUAAAUUGAUCAUUUCUGAAAUCUAGCUAUCAGAAAGUUUUUCUACGUUAUUGAUUUUAAUUUAAGAAUCAAUUGUUGAAGAAUUUCAAAAUGUGCAUUAGGAAGUCUUUUCAGUGUGUACUUGUGUUUCCUUUGAUCUUAUCCUUUUAUUACCUGGUGUAUAUAGGAGAUUGUAC